Molecule: messenger RNA, 2103 nt
Organism: Rhinocladiella mackenziei CBS 650.93
Lineage: Eukaryota; Fungi; Ascomycota; Eurotiomycetes; Chaetothyriales; Herpotrichiellaceae
Exons: 4
Coding region: 1-2103 (700 amino acids)
Molecular function (GO): monooxygenase activity; lyase activity; FAD binding
Source: RefSeq, a predicted model, not a curated record
AUGGCCAACGGGUACCUCCAUGAUGACAAGAAGUCAGGACUGAAGGUUUUGGUUGUUGGUGCUGGUAUUGCCGGUCUCUCAGCAGCAAUUGGUCUGCAACAGCAAGGCCAUGAAGUUCAUAUCUACGAACAAAGCCAGUUCGCCACAGAGACCGGCGCGGCCAUCCACGUUGCCCCCAAUGCGCAUGGUGUUCUCAAACGGUUAGGUGUUGAUGUGAGGGCGGGUGGUGCGAAUUUGAUGGAGAGGUUGACCGAAUACACAUCGACCGGAGUGGUGAAGCGAGAAAUAGACCUGCAAACCUCAAACCAGAUAUGGCAGCAUGAAUGGGUCCUCGCCCACCGAGUUCAUCUCCACGAAACACUCAAAAAGCUCGCCACCAGCACGGCUCUCCGUGGGAUCCCGGUUGAACUAAAUCUCUCAACAUCGGUGGUCGAUGUUGACCCUUCCUCAGCCAGCAUCACCUUGAAGGACGGCUCCGUGGUGCGGGGUGAUGUGGUUGUCGGCGCUGAUGGCGUGCAUUCUCAAACUCGUGCCGCGGUUGCGGGUGGUAAAGAAGCCAAGGUCUUCGGCUCUGGCAAAUCGGCGUUUCGAUUUAUGAUUGAACGCUCCGCUGCGCUUGAAGAUCCGGUUACCAAGAGGUUCGCCGAAAAGGACGGUCACUUGAUGAUCUGGUAUGCCACCGACCGACGGGUAGUCAUGUACCCUACCAGCCACAAUACGCUCCUGAACUUUGUCUGUAUUCACCCCGAAGAGGAAUCCGAGGCUUCCGAUGACUGGAACACGCACGCAACUCACGAUAUGCUCCUCAACGUGUAUCGGGACUUCGAUCCUGCAGUCCAAGCACUGAUCGCGAAAGCCAAACCAGACUCUCUGAAGUUGUGGAAACUCCUGGACAUGUCCACCUUGCCCACGUGGGUCAACGACCGCCUUGUCCUCAUCGGCGAUGCUGCCCAUCCUUUCCUCCCGCACCAAGGCCAGGGUGCAGGCUGUGCGAUUGAAGACGCCGCUGCUUUGACCGUCGUUCUCGAACGCGGCCUGUCGGCCAAAGACGUGCCGGCGCGUCUCAAAUUGUGGGAAUCCAUCCGCUAUGAGCGCGCCAGCCGAAUUCAGGGAUACUCGCGCUCGGCCGGGCGGGAUCUCAAGGACGGAGUCAAAUUGGACAUGAUCGAGUUCACCAAUUACAACUUCGGACAUGACGAGUUCGACAAUUCGACACAACGCCUUCGGGAGUUCAAAUGGUCGCAGACCCCCAAGAUCUACUGGCGAAUGCCGAUCCAGUUUGGGCCAAUGCCCGGUCCGCGCCAGACACACGAAGGCGUAGUACGCAACGCCCUCGAGUCCACAUUCACGACGGCGUCGAUCAAAUUUAAGACUUCGCGGACGGUGCUGCAGAAUCUAUUUCCGCCCGGAAAUAAGAAAUAUCGCUUCAAGUCGCCCGGGACAGUGGCGUACGCAUCCUUCUCGCAGACAACACUUGACAAAAUGGAAUGGCUUGGUGGUUCCGGAUACCACCACCUCGGGCUGUACAUCCACGGGGUAGAGUAUGUCAAAGACGACGGCGAAAUUGUCAGCGGCACAUACAUGCCCAUCUUAUUCGAAUCACUGACCGACCCCAUCGUCUCGGGUCGUGAAGAGUUGGGUAUGCCAAAACUCUACUCGGCCAUCGACGUGUAUCGGGGCACGCAGUCGUAUCGGAUCAACACCAGCUGGCAGGGAUCGCAUUGGGGAAAUUUCCGACUGGAAGGGUUGACACCGGUCACGGAUAUGAAGAACGUCACGGGCAAGAUCAGCGGAGAAGACGACGACGGCAUCUUGGUCUAUCGUUAUGUCCCCAAAGUCGGCAGAGCGAAUAAAGGCACAUCAGCCGAAGAACACGCCGUAUUUGUACCGUACAAGGAAGACAUGCCGCAGCCGGUGACGCAGAGGGUGUGGCAGGCCUGUAGGGCGACAUUCAAGAUCGAUGCGCUGGAUUGGGAUUGUUUACCAACGUUGCAUCAUGUUAUCGAGAGAUUGGAGGAGAUCCCGAUUUAUGAGGUGGUGGGUGGAAAGGUAGUUGAGGGAGUGGGCGUGCCGGAUGUGGGUGCCGCGAUGAGGGUAGAUUAA